Messenger RNA from Salmo salar (Atlantic salmon), 3671 nucleotides. RefSeq names its product coronin-2A. The record is from RefSeq and is a predicted model, not a curated record. NCBI's taxonomy places the organism in Eukaryota, Metazoa, Chordata, Actinopteri, Salmoniformes, Salmonidae. Gene Ontology annotation, molecular function: actin filament binding.
UCCCGAGUAGCCUAGUUACAGUUUUGACUUAAAUUAGCUUGGGCCUCCCGAGUGGAGCAGCGGCCUAAGGCACUGAGUCGCAGUGCUUGAGGCGUCACUACAGACCCGGGUUCGAUCCUAGGCUGUGUCACAGCCGGCCAUGACUGGGAGACCCAUGAGGCGGCGUACAAUUAGCACAGGGUUGCCCGGGUUAGGGGAGCCCUGUGUCUUCUCCAGGUUAAGCGAGCAGUGUGUCAAGAAGCAGUGAGGCUUGGCAGGGUCGUGUUUCAGAGGACACAUGGCUCUCGAUCUUAGCCUCUCCCGAGACCGUACGGGAGUUGCAGCGAUGGGACAAUACUGUAUCAAACGAAAUUGGUGCGAUUUUUUUUUAAUCUAUGGCAUGGCAAGACUUAAAUGGUUGUCUAGCGAUGAUCAACAAACAAUUUGACAGAGGUUUGAAGAAUUUUCUGAAAAAUAAUGUGCAAAUAUUGUACAACCCAGAAAGACUCACAGCUCUUAGAGACUUACCCAGAAAGACUCACAGCUGUAUUCGCUGCUAAAGGUGAUUCUAACAUGUAUUGACUCAGGGCGUGUGAAUACUUAUGCAAAAGAGACAUUUCUGUAUUUCAUGUUCAAUAAAUGUACAAAAAUGUCUAAACAUGUUUUUCACUUGUCAUUAUGGGGUAUUGUGUGUAGAUGGGUGGGAAAUCAAUUUAAUCAAAUUGAAUUCAGGCUGUAACAACAAAAUGUGGGGUAAGUCAAGGGGUAGAAUGAGUGGUUAUGUUAUGCUGUUUUUAAUAGUAGUGUGACUGACUAUUGUUAUGAAAUUAAAUCAUAUUUAUCAAACAACGUCCUGUGAAGUGAUGUGUCUGUAUUGUAGCCUGCGGUGUUAUUUAUGCAUGACCGCCGCGACACAAAACCUCCGCCCUGCCUGCCUGCCUGCCUGCCUGCCUGCCUGCCCGGCCGACCCAAUGAUUUAAGACACGCCACGCCCCGUGCUCAGCCAGAAAACACACACACACACACACACAGACACACACACAGACACACACACACACACACACACACACACACACAAGAGAGAGAGAAAGAGAAAGAGAGAGAGAGAGCGUCCGUUAAUCUAUGAGAUGCUAUAAGGUGAUUAUUGUAUCGGAGGCUCUGGAUAUAGGACCGUCUCAAAGAUGUCAUGGUGCCCUCCAUACCGUAGUUCUAAAUUCCGUCACGUCUACGGUAAGGCCUCCACCAAAGAUCACGGUUACCACGGAAUCCCGAUCACACACAGCGUCCAUGACAACCACUACUGCUCCGUCAACCCACGCUUCAUUGCCAUAGUAACGGAAUGUUCCGGGGGCGGUGCUUUCUUGGUCCUCUCCAUCCAUCACACUGGUAAAGUAGACCCCCACCACCCCAGGGUGUGUGGUCACAGUGCCAGGGUGUUGGAUGUCAAGUGGAAUCCCUUUGAUGACCACUGCAUCGCGUCCUGCUCUGAAGACUGCACUGUAAAGCUAUGGGACAUCCCAACCAAUGGUGUCCAUCAGAACAUGACCCUCCCUAGGAAGGUGCUUCAGGGUCACAGCCGCAGAGUCAACCUGAUAGAAUGGCACCCUACUGCUAGGGAUCUACUGGUCAGCUCAGCCUACGACUACAAGGUGAUGGUCUGGGAUGUGUCAGUGUGCGACUCAGUGCUGAGGAACCCAGUAUGUGUUAUAUCUCUUCAUACUGAGCUGGUUCUCUCCAUGUCCUUCAACAAUGACGGCAGCUCUCUAGCUACCACCAGCCUGGACAAGAAGAUCCGAGUCAUGGACCCACGCACUGGACGCCUCAUACAGGUGUCCAGCAGUAAACACCACAGGGCCAAUAAGGUGGUGUUUAUAGGAGACCAGAACAUGCUGUUUUCUACUGGCAGCUCACCAUGGAACCAAAGACAGAUCACAUUGUGGGAUCCAGAUGAUCUGUCAGAGCCGCUGUCGGAGGAGGAAGUGGAUGGAGCUGCAGGAGUUCUCUUCCCAUUCUACGACCCUGAUACACACAUCCUCUACCUGGCUGGCAAGGGGGAUGGUAACAUUAGGUAUUAUGAGAUCAGUUCUGAGAAGCCCUACGUUCAGUUCCUCACUGAGUAUUACUCCCUACUGCCUCAGAAAGGAUUGGGGGUCAUGCCGAAGCGCGGUCUGGACGUGAGUUCCUGUGAGGUGUUCCGGUUCUACCGCUUGGUGACCGUUAAGGACCUGGUCGAGCCGCUCUCCAUGAUCGUCCCUCGCAGGUCCCCAAAGACCUUCCAGGAUGACAUCUUCCCCAUGACAGCGGGCAACGAGGCGGCCCUGACGGCUCAACAGUGGCUCUCAGGGAUCAAUAGAGGCCCGGUGCUGAUGUGUCUGAAACCUGGCACUAACGUAGCCAACCCCUACCCAGAGACCCUACCCAGGAGGGGGCUGAGCAGCUUCCAGAGUGGGGGACCAGGAGAGACUGGAUCCACGGAGCAGGCCUUCCUCCAGGAGCAGCUAGCCUACCAGGACGCCAAGUACCCAAGGGAAGUGGCUGAUCUGUCGGGCUGGCAGCCAGACGAGACCCAGGCUCCGGGUUGGGCCUACACUCCCCACUGUUGUGAGCCCUCAGAGUGCCCUCCACCCAGGACAGAGAGUGAGCUCCUACAGGCAUUCUACAGACAACAAGAGGAGAUCAGGGGACUGAGAGACCAGCUCAACCAGAAAACGGUCCAGAUCACACAGCUGGAACUGGAGAUAAAGAACACCAGAAACCACAUGAGAGCCACCUUCUGAAUGAUUCAACCAAUCACAUUAGAAGAGCCUUCUGAAGCAACCAAUCACGUGGGAGCAGCUUUUGGAAUCAACCAAUCACAUGAGAGCCACCUUCUGAAUGAUUCAAUCAAUCAAAUUAGAAGAGCCUUCUGAAUCAACCAAUCACGUGGUUGCAGCUUUUGGAAUUAACCAAUCACAUGAGAGCCACCUUCUGAUUCAACCAAUCACAUGAGAGCCACCUUCUGAUUCAACCAAUUUUUGUAUUUUGUAUUUAUUAAGGAUCCCCAUUAGUUCCUACCAAGGCAGCAGCUACUCUUCAUGGGGUCCAGCAAAAUUAAGGCAGUUAUAUACAAUUAAAAACAUUACAAUACAUUGUGUUCCCUCCGUGUACGUUUAAGGGCCAGCCGUGCUGUAUUUUUCAUCUUUGUGGCACCUGACCACACGACUGAACAGUAGUCCAGGUGCGACAAAACUUGGGCCUGUAGGACCUGCCUUGUUGAUAGUGUUGUUAUGAAGGAAGAGCAGUGCUUUAUUAUGGACAGACUUCUCCCCAUCUUAGCUACUGUUGUAGCAAUAUGUUUUCACCAUGACAAUUUACAAUCCAGUGUUACUUCAAGCAGUUUAGUCUCCUCAACUUGCUCAGUUUACAUGUUAUUCAUGACAAGAUUUAGUUUAGGGUUUAGUGAAUGACUUGUCACAAAUACAAUGCUUUUAGUUUUUUUUUAUAUUUAGGACUAAAUUAUUUUUUUGCCUCCCAUUCUGAAACUGACUGCAGAUCUUUGUUAAGUGUUCCAGUGAUUUCACUUGCUGUGGUAGCUUACAUGUAUAGUAUUGAGUCAUCAGCACACAUAGACACACUGGCUUUACUCAGAGCCAGUGGCAUGUCGUUAGUAAAGAUUGAAAAAAGUAAGGGGCCUAGACAGCUGCCCUGGGGAA